AUGUUAAUCCGUUUGGUCUGUCCUUUCAGCGCUGUAUCAUUCCUGAAAGCGCGGGUGCAGGUGCGGGCGCCAGGCGUCGAUGCCAUGGUGGCAUCUGGGGUUGACGUCUGUCGUAUGCUGAUGCUGCCGAGUGCCUGCUUCCUCUCCGACAUCAAAAUUGCAGCAUUCGCGAAGGAAUUCGUUGAUAAGGGAUGUAGUGUUCAGUACACGGAUGUAUCAGCGAAUAACUCGCACACUCUGCCUCAAACACCCAUCAGCAACGUGUUCGACAGCACUUCUUUACCGUUUCCGCUUCUACCGUAUUUCAUGCCGCACUCACUGGGUCUAAUGCAGCAGCUCGCCUUCCCCUACUAUCAAAACAUAGCUUCCAUGGUUGCUUCGGGCAUUCCACCGCGUGGCGAUGCUGGUGCAGCAUCUGGCGCAACUGCCCCUGCUAGUGCGUUCGACAUUAUUGCUGCAACAAAUGUAUCUGCUGGCAAACAAAUGGCCAUGCAGGAGGGAAAGGAAGAGGACUCACUGAGCCUUAAAGAGGCAAAGAUUGAAUUGUUUAGCGACGAUGAAGAGGACAGCGAGGACAACGAUGAAACAAGCGACUCGAACGAUAUCAGCGGCAACAGUGGUCAAGAAAGUGAAUGUAACAUCAAUGUGUGUAGAAACAUAGAACCAGAAGCUGGCGACCAGCCAUUUCGUGGUGAAAUUCUGAACUGUGGUGCUGCUGCAGCGCGGGACUAUGAAAGUGAAAGUGUGAAUGAUUAUCCGCUGCUACCAGCAACUGCUGGACUGUGUUAUUCCGCGGUGGUGAAAGGUAUAAAGCCAACGAAUAAAAACAGCAAGGCAAUCUAUUGCCCUUCAAGAGACUGUUCGAACACAACAUCAUACCGUAGCUCGUCGAGUAUAAAUCCGGCGUCGGUGCAGUCAGCACAGUGGGAUCAGAUAGUAACGGAUCGAACCGGCAAAUUCAACAAACCUGCUCCACAGUGCUUUCACUGGAACAACCCGAAGCAUCGUCUCGACUACCCCUGCCGAUACUGGCACCCCAGAGAGCAGUGCCGAUUUUAUCCGAAAUGUACGAAUACGGCCGAUGAAUGUGGUUUCGCUCAUCCGUUCUGUGGUGAAUUCUGCCGCUGCCCUGAGGGGAAACGAGAUCCGCAAAAGAACCACCGCUUGCCAGAAGAAAAAUGCUUAGGUGAAAUCAUUUUACAGUUUUAUGAGUGA
Molecule: messenger RNA, 1215 nt
Organism: Gongylonema pulchrum
Lineage: Eukaryota; Metazoa; Nematoda; Chromadorea; Rhabditida; Gongylonematidae
Source: the annotation of a GenBank genome assembly